AUGGUGACGGACGCCUUCUCCUACAAACCCAUCAUUGUCAAUGCGGGGGUGUACAAUUGUAUCACGUGGCUGCGCCAAAUUUACUACGCCAUUUCCACCACUUCUACCGAAGUGGCUUAUUUCACCUACAUGUAUGCCAACAUUGAGAAAAGUGAUUACAAACGGGUGACGUCCUACACGCAUUCGGCCGUGCAUUUUGGCGAGUUCAUUUCCGGUGUGACGGGUCAAGUCCUCAUCUCCUUCAACCUCAUGGACUUUGAGGAGCUCAACUAUCUCAGUUUAGGGGGUGGGGUGGGUGCCGUCUUGUUUUCGAUCAUGCUCCCACGUGUCCUAAGGGACGUGGAGGAAGAAAAGGCGCUCAAGCAAGAGGAGCCGGAACAACAACCCAUGACUGAAAGUGAAAAAGAGGCCGGGAAGGGUGAGGAAGCUCCAUCUUCCCUGCCCAUUCCGAGGGGCCUCGAUUACACGAGGAACGUGGGGCUAGCAAAGCAACCCUCAAAUAUUCAACGGUGGCGGGAAGCCCCCACCCACUGGAAGAACAAUUUCCUCUACGCCUACACGAACCGCGACAUUGUCAAGUGGUCCGUUUGGUGGGCGACGGCGUACGGGCUCUACAUCCAGGUCGAUCUCUACGUGGAGGGACUCUGGAAAGAGAUUGAGCACCACAGCCAUCAAAAUGUAUACAACGGCGCGGUCCACGCGUCCCACGCAAUCAUCAGUGUCGUUCUCGGUCUAAUUAUCGGAAGGACGAAGAACUGUUGGAUCAAGUGGGGUUCUCUCGUCUUCGGCGUGUCCACCGUCCUUCAAGGCGUCGCGUUGUUCGUUAUGGCGAAAACGCACGACUUGUACGUCGCAUACGGAAUGUUUAUCCUGUUUCAAGCCUUCUUCCAGGUUUUGGUCAUUAUUGCAAAAUCUCAAGUCGCGGAAUCCAUCCGGGAAAAAAGUGAAGCCUUCAUCUUCGGCAUGAACACUCUGGCGGCGACCCUCAUCCAUCUCCUGCUCACCAUGGCGGUCACCUCGCGGCACGGGUUCCACCUCCAGAUUCGCGACCAGUACGUCGUCUACGGCGUGUACGCCGUCCUCUUCGGUGUCGCAUUUGGGUGCUACGACCUGCCCAGAAAAUUAGCCGGUAAAACGAAACCUUGGAGCACCCUGGGGAGAAAUAGUUUGCACCGAGGCGUCAAAGUGCGGGGCGAUAAGGAGGAACAUGUCGACGGUGAAAAUGAUAAGGAAAUGCAGACAAUUUCCGCAAGUAUUCCGAGAGAAGACUGA
This is a messenger RNA of Folsomia candida, 1272 nucleotides long. RefSeq names its product thiamine transporter 1. The coding region runs from base 1 to 1272 and encodes 423 amino acids. Gene Ontology annotation, cellular component: plasma membrane. Gene Ontology annotation, molecular function: vitamin transmembrane transporter activity. Gene Ontology annotation, biological process: transmembrane transport; vitamin transport. NCBI's taxonomy places the organism in Eukaryota, Metazoa, Arthropoda, Collembola, Entomobryomorpha, Isotomidae. The record is from RefSeq and is a predicted model, not a curated record. The transcript is spliced from 5 exons.